AUGGAAGAGGAAAAUAUUCUCCCUGUGAAAAUUCCUUUUCCACAAAAUAUGAAGAGAGAAAAGCUUGAUAGUCAAUUUUCCAAGUUUUUGGAUAUUUUAAAACAAAUUCACAUAAAUAUUCCUUUUAUUGAUGCUUUAUUACAAAUGCCUUCAUAUGCCAAGUUUCUAAAAGAAAUUUUGUCAAGCAAAAGAAAACUGGUAGAAGCUUCUGUGGUAGUACUUACUGAAAAAUGUAGUGCUAUGCUUCAAAACAAACUACCACAAAAGCUCGGGGAUCCAGGUAGUUUUACAAUUCCAUGCACUUUGGGAGGAGUAUAUUUUGAAAAAGCACUUUGUGACUUUGGGGCUUCAAUAAAUCUAAUGCCUUUUUAUAUUUUUAGAAAAUUGGAUCUUGGUGAAAUAAAAAACACAAGUGUUUCUCUUCAGUUUGCAGAUCAAAGUACUAAAAAACCUAAGGGAGUAAUUGAAAAUAUUCUUGUAAGAGUUGAUAAGUUCGUUUUCCCUGUGGAUUUUAUAGUACUUGAAAUGCAGGAAUGUCGUGAUGAACCGAUAAUUUUGGGUGGACCAUUUCUUGCGACAGGAAGAGCAACCAUAGAUGUCCAUCAAAGACAAUUCAUUUUAAGAGUAGAUGAAGAAAGAGUCAUUUUUGAUAUGCAAAAAUUGCUAAGAUUUUCAGGAGAUGAGACAUCAUCCCCAUGUUUUUCAAUUGACAUGAUUAGUGAUCUUGCAGAUGAAUUCAAAGAUGAUAAAUUGAUUCUAGAUUCUAUGGAAAGAUGCUUGUCCAAAUCUGGCACCUCACAAGAUGAUGAUCCCACCAUCAGGAGCGAAGUUGAAAUAUUGGAAAAACAUUAUAAGGAUGAGGAGAUACAAGCGGAAGAAGUUCAACCAAAAAUGGAACUCAAAAUUCUUCCUUCUCAUUUGAAAUAUGUUUAUCUUGAGCAUAUUAUUUCCAGUAUCAUCUACCCCAUUUCAGAUAGCUCUUGGGUAAGUCCUGUUCAAGUAGUACCAAAAAAGGAGAUACCAAGAGCACCAGAAGACCAGGAUAAGACAACUUUCACAUGUCCCCAUGGAACAUAUGCCUAUAGGAGAAUGCCAUUUGGUUUAUGUAAUGCACCUGCCACAUUUCAACGUUGUAUGUCAGCAAUUUUCUCAGACAUGACCGAAAAAAUUCUAGAGAUUUUUAUGGAUGAUUUCACUCUUUUUGGAAAAUCAUUCGAAGAUUUUACAGAAGGAAUUGUUCUAGGACAUAAAAUCACUGCUAAAGGGAUAGAAGUUGAUAAGGCUAAAAUUGAUGUUAUAGCAAGAUUACCCCCUCCCACAACAGUUAAAAGCAUUAGAAGUUUUUUAGGGCAUGCAGGUUUUUAUAGACGGUUCAUAAAAGACUUUUCAAAGAUUUCAAAACCGCUGACUAACCUUUUGAUGAAAGAUGUUAAGUUUGAAUUUUCGGGUGAUUGUUUGAAGGCAUUUGAAACCCUUAAGGAAAGAUUGUCAACAACCCCUAUAGUUGUGUCCCCUGAUUAG
Lycium barbarum (goji berry) is the source of this 1521-nucleotide messenger RNA. RefSeq lists its product as uncharacterized. NCBI's taxonomy places the organism in Eukaryota, Viridiplantae, Streptophyta, Magnoliopsida, Solanales, Solanaceae. The record is from RefSeq and is a predicted model, not a curated record. The transcript has 4 exons. Bases 1 to 1521 code for a protein of 506 amino acids.